GCUGUGCGCCACGCAGGGCUGUUCCCUCCUGGUCCGGAUUUACAACUGCCACCGUUGGUCUCCGCUUGCCUCUGCCGGCCAGGUCGGCGCUCCCCGGGUCUCCUACUCCCCAAGCUGCCCUUGGCCUUUCUCAUUUUAUCUAUCUCGGAGGUGCUGGGAAAGCUGAGGAGAAUCAGACCAGCUCCAGGUUCCCUCUCCCCAGCGUCCCCCAUGUCCCCUGCCACCAGCAGGAGAGGAAACGGCCACAUGGUCCAGAGAGCCCUGCUCCCACCCCUGCUGCUCCUGUCACUGUUGAUCCCAGGCUCGUGGGCUGUGCCAGAGGCACAGCCACUUCACCGAGUGGCGGGGCAGACGCUUUCUGUGACAUGCCAGUACCCCCCCAAGGGCUGGCCCUACGAGAGGAAGAGCUGGUGUAAGGAGUUAUCGGCGGUCAAGUGCACCAGGUUAGUCACCAGCUCCGGUCCCCGCAGGCUGGCUCAGGCCUCUCGAUUCUCAAUCUGGGACAACCCUAGCACCGGCCUCUUCAUUGUCACCAUGACUGGGCUGAAGGAGGAAGAUUCAGGACACUACUGGUGUAGAAUUUACCAUGCUUCCGACAGCUCUGUCUCUAAGUCCAUAAGGUUCUAUCUGACGGUGUCUCCAGCUUCCGCCUCCACGCAGGCCACCCGGACUUCCCGUGACCUGAUCUCAUCACAGACCCAGAGCUGUGUGUCCUCCACUGGAAGAGCCAGAGAGGCCCCCAGGGCUUCCUCUGCCAUCACUGCCCCUUCACAGCAACAAAACUGCACCCUCCACUGUCACCCUGCAGCCCCCGACGCUCUGGUCUCCGUGCUCUGUGGACUCCUUCUGGCCAAGAGUGUGGUGUUGUCAGCCCUGCUUGUCUGGUGAGUGGGUUUGGGUUGGGCUUGGGAGAGAAUGAAGCAGGGAGGGGCUUCCGUCCCUGGACAGAUGGUCAGACAGGGAAUCAGCCAGUGAACACAGAGGCAAGAAAAAUGAUCCCCAGCAGGGCUGUCCAAAUUAGACCCUCGCUGACUGCCUGCUCACCACAGGAUCACCUUUGUCUUUCCAAAACUCAGAUGCUUUGUCCACAUGUUUCCGCCUGUUUUCUCCUCCCCUCUUCUC
This is a messenger RNA of Felis catus (domestic cat), 1122 nucleotides long. It is a transcript of the gene NCR2, whose product is annotated as natural cytotoxicity triggering receptor 2. Gene Ontology annotation, cellular component: cell surface. Bases 211 to 888 code for a protein of 225 amino acids. Gene Ontology annotation, molecular function: signaling receptor activity. The transcript has 4 exons. The record is from RefSeq and is a predicted model, not a curated record. NCBI's taxonomy places the organism in Eukaryota, Metazoa, Chordata, Mammalia, Carnivora, Felidae.